AUGUCUGAUCUGGAAAACCAACCUACUGUCGUUCUCAAAAACAAAAGACUGCUCAGACCCUUUGUGGGGUCCAAAGUCCCUCCUAUCCCUGAAACACAAGCUACCCUUCCUGAACCAUCAGUAUCCAUAUUUUCUCGCUAUACUUACUCAUGGAUAUAUCCUCUCUUAAAGACAGGCUAUCUUAGAACCCUCCAAGAAAACGACCUUUACACACCAGAAGGAACCUCUAGAUCUAUAGAAAGCAUGGCUGAAGUCUUUGAAAAAAACUUGGCCUACUACCGUGAAAAAAAUGCCCAUAAACUCUCUUCUGAUGCUGACCCAGCUACCCUUCCUCGUUUUACUCUUCUUAAAGCAAUCAAUGCUACUUUCUUUUGGCAAUUCUGGGGUGGAGGUUUCGCUAAAGUCCUUUCAGAUUGUGGAAUGUCCCUCAACCCCCUGCUUACUCGCCAUCUAAUUUCUUUCACAAUGGACAGAGAAAACUCACAUAUUGGCAAAGGUAUCGGCUUCGCUCUUGGAAUCGCCUUUUUAAUGCUUUUUUCAAACUUUUGUGUCAAUAUCUUCUUCUUUAAUUCAACAUAUACUGGCGCCCAAAUCCGAGCUGUCUUAGCACAUGCAAUUUUUAAAAAAAACUUACGGCUCUCUGCAAAAGCUCGCCUUUCCUUCCCCAAUGGCAAAAUCACUUCCAUGAUGAGCUCGGACGUUCACCGCAUUGACUUUUCUUGCCAAUGGUUCCAUUUCACUUGGACUUUCCCAGUAUCCAUUGCAAUAUCUCUCGCUCUAGUCCUAGUCAACAUUGGAGCUUCAGGUCUCAUUGGAUUCGCCAUUCUCCUCAUAGUUUUCUUCUUCAUCAUAUACACCGGUCGCAACCUUGCUCUUCUUCGUAAACGCACAAACAAAGUAACCGACAAACGUGUCUCCCUAAUUCGUGAAAUUCUUCAAGCAAUGAAAAUCAUCAAGUUUUACUCUUGGGAAGAUGCUUACGAAGAACGUAUCCGUGAAAUCCGCACAAAGGAAAGUAGUCUCGUCAUCCGCAUGCUCGCCCUCAGAAACUUAACAAAUGCUCUCUCCAUGGCAGUCCCUGUUAUUGCUGGUCUCCUCUCUUUUAUUGUUCUUUCUACAACAGGAGGUCACCUCAACCCUUCUCGCGUCUUCUCUUCAAUCACAACAUUCAACAUUCUUAGACUUCCUUUAAUGUUUUUCCCUCUUUCUAUUGUCACAACAACUGACGCUUACCAGGCAUUUAUGCGCAUUGAAGAGUUUCUUUCCUCUUCAGAAGUCGAGCACUACGUGGAGUUCAUUGAGGACAGUGAAAAACAUCUUGAAAAUUCCAUCUCAAUUACCAAUGGCAGUUUCAUCUGGGAAACCCUUGAAGAUCAAAGAAAAAUCCCAAAUGAAACAGACUCCCAGUUGUUGGAAGAAAAAAUACCACACUCUUCUUCUCACUCAAUAUCAUCUUCUCUCUCUACCUCUUCUUCUUCCGGUGACCAUAAAAUCUUUAAAGGCUUGUCCAACAUCAAUCUUGAUAUUAAACGGGGGGAAUUUGUUAUAAUCACAGGAACAAUCGGCACUGGAAAAUCUUCUCUUUUGGCUGCAAUUGCUGGGAUGAUGCACAAAACUACGGGCUCUGUUCGAGUCUCUGGGAACCUUCUUUCUGCUGGGCAGCCUUGGAUCCAAAACGCUACUGUACGUGACAACAUCACAUUUGGCCAACCUUUUGAUAAAGACUGGUAUAACAAGGUCAUCACAUCUUGCUCUCUCAUCCGUGAUUUUGACAUUCUCCCUGCUGGUGACCAAACAGAAGUUGGCGAACGUGGAAUUACCCUCUCUGGUGGCCAAAAGGCCCGUAUCAACCUUGCUCGUGCGGUCUACAAUUUCCCAGAUAUUAUUCUUCUAGAUGACGUUUUAAGUGCUGUUGAUGCCCAUGUCGGCAAAUUUAUUAUGACUAACUGUAUCUGUGGCCUACUUUCUCAAAAGACUUGUCUUCUUGCUACUCAUCAACUGGCUAUGCUUGAGUUUGCAGAUAGAGUCAUUUUUCUUGACGGCUCAGGAAGUGCCAUCAUUGGCACUGUUGAAGAAUUACGUGAACAGUCCCAAGGGUUUAAAGAUCUUAUGGAGUAUAGCGACCAUCAGAGUGAUGAAGAAGAAGAAGAAGAAGAAGAAGAAGUAAAGAGAGCACAUGAGGAAGAGGAGGAAAAGCAACAAGAAGUUAAGAAAAUACUCACUAAAUCUGUUGGUGAUGCUGGGGUCAAAGCUGCUGGCGGUCUUAUUCAAGCUGAGGACCGUGCAACCAGCGGUAUUUCUAAAGAGGUUUACCUUGAUUUUGUCCGUCAUGGUUCCGGCGGUACAGGAUGGUUCAUAAUUGUUGUUUUAAUGUCUGCUAUUGUUUUUGGUAACUAUUGUCAGGUCUUUACCAAUGUUUGGCUCUCGUUUUGGGUCUCGACUAAGUUUUCAGGUCGUACUGAAGGUUUUUACAUUGGAAUCUACGUCUUGUUUGGUAUCCUUACACCACUUCUCAUGUAUGCCUUUUAUUUCACCAUUUCUUUUAUUGGCUCUAAGACUUCUAAAAACCUUCAUUUACUUGCUGUCCAUUCUAUUUUCCAUGCUCCCAUGUCCUUUUUUGAUUCAUCUCCACUUGGCCGCAUUUUGAAUCGCUUUACCCAUGACACAGAAACAAUGGAUAAUGAACUUUCGGAUCAAACUCGCCUCUUCUUCAUGUCAACUUCACUUUCUAUUGCUACCUAUAUUCUUGUCAUUUGUUACAUACCCUGGUUUGCUAUUGCCCUUGCUGGUCUUUUUGUUAUUUUCCUUCUUACCUCUUCCUUUUACCGCAGCUCUGCACGCGAAAUCAAGCGUCUUGAUUCCCUUGGCCGUUCGGUUGUUUUUGCUCGUUUUUCAGAAUCUCUUUCCGGUGUCAGUACCAUUACUGCUUACCGCCAAAGCGAACGCUUUACCAAAACCGUUCAAAAUGCUAUUGACCGUAUGAAUUCGGCUUACUACCUCACUACUGCGAAUCAACGGUGGCUUUCAGUUCGGUUGGAUCUUGUUGGCUGUUCUCUGACUAUUAUUGUUACCAUUCUCUGUGCCACGCACCAGUUUAACAUUAACCCUUCGUCCGUUGGUCUUGUUGUAUCUUCCAUGCUUCAAAUUGUACCAAUGAUUUCUCUCAUAGUUCGUGAAAUGGCCACAGUAGAAAAUGCUAUGAACGCUGUGGAGCGACUCCAUCAUUAUGCUUACAAUCUUCCACAAGAAUCUAAGUACCAUAUUCCAGAAACCUCUCCCCCCCCAGAAUGGCCUACUCAGGGACAAAUAGAAUUUUCGAAUGUUAGUAUGUCAUACAAACCUGACCUCCCGCCCGCUCUCAAAAAUUUUAACGCUAAUAUCCGCGGCGGCGAAAAGAUUGGCAUUUGUGGACGAACUGGUGCUGGCAAGAGUACUAUAAUGACAGCUAUAUAUCGAUUAGUGGAAAUCCAACAAGGUACCAUCACUAUUGACGAAAUUGAUAUCUCACGUUUGGGACUGCACAAUUUGCGCUCCAAGUUGUCCAUCAUUCCACAAGACCCUAUUCUUUUUCAAGGCACAGUACGCUCUAAUAUUGAUCCCUUUGGAGAUUACACAGAUGAUCAGUUAUGGGAUGCACUGAGGCGUGCAUGGCUCGUCAAUCCGGGCGAGCUGGGACGCAUAAAAGAGCUUGAAUCACGUGGCAUUGAUACGUCUGAGCUUAUUAAAUCGGGCACGGAAGAAGAAUCACAUGGUUUGCCUAAGUUUCACCUUGACCGGAGUGUUGAUGAUGAAGGUACCAAUUUCAGUUUGGGCGAACGCCAGCUUCUAGCACUUGCCACAGCUCUCGUUCGUAAUACACGCAUUUUGAUUCUUGACGAAGCCACUUCCAACGUUGACUUUGCCACUGACUCUAAGAUUCAGGAUACAAUUGUAAGAGAGUUUGGACACUGCACUAUUUUAUGCAUUGCUCACCGUUUACGCACUAUUCUCAACUAUGAUCGUAUUUUAGUCAUGGACAAGGGCGAAAUUGCGGAAUUUGAUUCGCCGCUUGAGUUGUUCCAAUACCAGGAGGGAAUUUUCCAUUCUAUGUGUGAGAGUUCCGGAAUUACAAUAGAAGACUUUGAAAAGAAUUUGGGAACAAGUUAA
Molecule: messenger RNA, 4146 nt
Organism: Magnusiomyces paraingens
Lineage: Eukaryota; Fungi; Ascomycota; Dipodascomycetes; Dipodascales; Dipodascaceae
Exons: 2
Coding region: 1-4146 (1381 amino acids)
Biological process (GO): transmembrane transport
Cellular component (GO): plasma membrane
Molecular function (GO): ATP binding; ATP hydrolysis activity; ABC-type xenobiotic transporter activity
Source: RefSeq, a predicted model, not a curated record